AGGAGGAAAAAAGACAUGAACUGUGACUUUGACUCUUUGGUGAGAGUGAAAAGUAAAGUACAUUUACACUUGAAGCACAUAGAUUGGGCAAACCAAAACCUCACGGAUUCUUUCUUACAUAUCCACCGUCCUUCACUUUCACUCUCUGCAACUUGCACACCUUCUUCUUCUUCUUCUUCUUUUUCAGAUUCUUGUCUGAGAAACUUCCUUCAUUUUCAUCUCAAGAUGCCGAUCAACAGAGACCCAUCAACACCUCCUCCUGUCAUCGGCAAAAUCGGGCCUUACACUGUCUUCAUGACUCCUCCCGCGACUCCAAAACCACCUGAAUCUCCCGCCACCGUGUCUCAAAAACCCAUCGCUCAACCGCCGGUUCUUCCUCCUCCGCAGCAGUUUAAAUCGGUGGCUUCCUCUGAACAGGACGACUCAGUUUUAGGGUUCUUCAGAAACGCCGUCACAAAGGUUCAAAAUGCACAUUCAAGUGUGGAUGAUCAUUUGGUGAGAUGGUUUGGGUUAAACCAAUCUAAGUACCAGUGGGCUUUGGACGAGUACUAUGAAGGCAAAGGAUCUGAAAUGAAGAGUGUGGAAGCUAAGGAGAUGCCCGGGAAAGUACAAAGCGUAUAAGCAACAAUGUAUAUCAUCCCCACUUCUUGUCCCCUUGGCUAGUUUCCGAAACCUGUUUAUCUGAGAGAAUUAAACAAAAAAGAAGCGCGUAUCUUGACGAAAGUUUUCUUCAGAUGGUAGAUCUGUUUUGAUAUAUUUGAGAGCUCUUGGUAGUUUUUUCAUAUAUUAGUGGUGAAAUCUCCUAAGGAAAAUGGAGUUGCAUUGAUCAUCUGGUUUGUUGUAAGUUUAGUCACAUUGGUUAUUGUUUACCCUAUCCAUUAUAAUUAUAAUCUAUAUGUUGUCUUAA
Raphanus sativus (radish) is the source of this 907-nucleotide messenger RNA. RefSeq lists its product as uncharacterized. Bases 16 to 621 code for a protein of 201 amino acids. NCBI's taxonomy places the organism in Eukaryota, Viridiplantae, Streptophyta, Magnoliopsida, Brassicales, Brassicaceae. The record is from RefSeq and is a predicted model, not a curated record. The transcript has 3 exons.